AUGAAAAAUACUAAUUUGUAUCUAUUAGAUAUUAAGAUUAAAGAUUAACCACUUUACUCAGAGUAAUAUAAGUUCGAGCCAAAUAAAAAUACUACCAUUUCUAUUAAAGCAAAUUUAUUCCCUGUUGUGAAUGGUGGUAUAUUUACAGUUCAACUUAGAAAGCUUGGUGCCGAAUUUUAUUCAGAUUAUCAAUACUAUUAUGCAAGAAAGGACAAUCUUUAUGUUACAACCCAAAAUGAAAGUUAGGUUAGACCUUGGGACACAGAUUAAUUCUCUUAUUUGCCAGCAGAUGUUCUGAUUUCCUGGUUUGAAUUUAAGGGAGAAAUCACAUUCUUCAAGAAACCUUCAAAGACAUUGAAAGUAACUGUGACUACUGAUAAAGCAAUAUACUUACCUGGAGAAUAGGUUAAUUACACAGUUAAAGUAAUAGAUGCUUAAACUAACCAAGUUUCUAAAGAAAAUGUAUAUGUAAGUUUGAUUGUGACAGAUGACUCAGUAUUCACAAAACUUGAAGAUCGCAAGCAACCACCCUCACUUGCAGCUAGAGUACUUCUUGAAAAUGAAAUAUUAAAGACAGAUGAUAGUGAGUUCUAUUGGGGAAAUUAGUAUGUUGAGCAUUGGUUCACUUCUAAUGCUGCUUCUAAUGAUCAGAACAUUGAGCUUCUUUUUGGAGUAUAAGGAUGGAGAUACAAACUCUUUGAUACUGAAUCGAUAGUUAGGAUGACUUCAACUAACUUUCAAGGAUAUGAUGAGACAACAAAACAAGCAAUUUAGCAAUUAUUUGCACUAAAAUUAGAUAACAGAUAUUCAAAUUCAAAUUCGACAGCAAUUGCAGCUCCAGCAAUGGCAAAUAAUGCCAAUGUUAAGAGAGAUCCAGCUAUUGGAAAGAUGGCUCCUGUAAAUGUGAGAAUUUAAACAGACAGUAAUGUACCUACUGAAGAUGAUCCUAAUCAAAUUGAUUUUAUGACUGGCAUUUCUAACCCAAGGCUAUGGGCUCAUCCAAGGAGAAAGAAUUACGAUGUAAAUGAGAGAAUUGACUUAACAGAGACUGUUAUGUAUCAGUCAGCAGGAAUGGCUACCAAAGGAGAGAUUAAGGGAUCAUUCUAUCUAAGUGAUAUCAUUACCAAAUUUAGAAUCAUAGCUGACGCCUUUUCAACAACAGGAUAACUUGGUUAUUAAUAAGUAUCCUUGUAGACUCAGAAACCAGUUUAUAUGACAUUUGAUAUUCCUGCCUCAAUGAUAGUUGGAGAUAUAAUAAAAAUAAAUGCUUAAGUCUUCAAUCUUAAUUCUUACAAGAUCGCAGGUAGUCUAAGUUUAUUGAAGAUAGAUUCAAGUUUAAAUGCAACAUUACCUAAAUCUAUCAUUUCUAUUGACUCUAAAAAGAGUUCUUCAAUAGUAUUCACUAUUAAAGCCGAGAAAAUCACUGAACUUGCCCAAAUCUAAGUUAAGUUUGAAGGAACUGGCAAUAAUAUCACUUACUCAGAUUCUUUGAAAUAGGUUACAAGAGUAAUUGCUAAAGGAUUCCCAAUGAAAGUAAGCCAGGGUGGUAUGAUUGGUUCCUAGAUUUUCGAUCAAUCUACUCCAUCAUCCAUUUCUUUUGCUCUAAAUGUACCUCCAAAAUUAGAGACAAGCUCUUCAAAUUACACUCUCAAGAUAUUCAGCUCCUCAUAUGCAAGCUUAGUUGAAGCAGUUAAAGCCUUGAUUGCGGAGCCAAAUGGUUGCUUUGAGUAAACCUCCUCUGUAUCAUAUCCUAUGGUUAUGGCAUUAGGAUUCCUUUAAGCUUUGCCUGUUUAAGAUUCAAAUAUCAAGGAAAUGAAGCUAGAAAUAACAGAGAAGCUGAAAAAAGGAUAUGAUAAGCUAGUUUCAUUUUAGACAAAAGAAAAAGGAUAUGAGUGGUUUGGUUAGAGCCCAGCUCAUGAAGGAUUGAGUGCUUAUGGUCUCCUGCAAUUCAUUGAAAUGUCAAAGGUAACUCAAUUCGUUGAUGGCUAAAUGGUUAAAGACUUGAAAUCAUGGCUAUUAAGCAGAAGAAACAGUAAGGGAGGAUUUCUGCAAAAUGAUAAGGCUUUAGACUCAUUUGGUAGAGCUCCAUCAAAUAUCACUGAUGCCUAUAUUGUAUGGGCUUUGACAUCAGCAGGAGAGACUAACCUUACAGCUGAAAUCACUUACUUAAUCUCCUUAGCUGAUAAAUCAAUAACUUCAAAGUCAAUAGAUGCUUAUUUCCUAGGACUAUUGUCAUCAUCUCUAUAUAAUCUGAAGAGAAAUGAAGAAGCAUAGAAAUAUGCUGAUAUCAUUGUAAAUAAUUAAUAACCUGAGGGAAAUAUUACAAGAUCUAAGACUACUAUCACAACAUCAGAUGGAAGUUAAAGAAUCAUUGAGACAACUGCAAUUGGUAUAAUAGCUUGGAUGAAUGAUUAAAGUAGAUAUUCAUUACAAAUCACUAAGGCAAUUAACUGGCUAGUUUAAUAAGUAAAAAUUGGUAGAUAUGGAUCUACUCAAGGUACUAUUCUGUCUCUAAAGGCAAUUACUACCUACAUGAAGAAUUCUCCUACCAUAAAUGGUGAUGGAUAAUUUGUACUAAGAAUUAAUGACACUGCUGCCUAAACUAUUCAGUUUACUCCAAAGUUGAAAGAAAGUAUUGAAUUCGACUUCAAUAAUAUUAUUUCUGAUCCAAGAUUCACUGCAUUGAUAACUCCAGGUUCAACUGUCAAAGUAACUUUAUCCUUGGAGAAUUUCAAAUAAAGGGCUGGAGAGACUAGUGAUUUCAAAGUUAACUUUGCCUUUAUGUAUUCAUACUCAGACCUAAAUCCGGCACCUGCCUCAAAAGCAUUAUCGUAUGAUGUUCUCUAAAAAUUUGACGCCAAAAAUCUAGGUGCUGAUAAUUAAAUUGGAAAAUCUUUCUAAUAUGUUCUCAAUUUAAGAAAUUUAAACACAACAAAGGGUAUUGGGAUGACAAUAGCAGCACUAAGUGUGCCUGCUUGCCUGUAAAUAGAUUUCAAUGCUCUUGAAACUCUCAAAAGAAAUUAGAAUUUCGCACAAUAUGAAGUAAGAAACUAUAACUCAGAGAUAGUCUUUUACUGGAGAGCUCUUGAUAAAAAUCAGCUUAAGUCAUUCAGCCUGUCAUUUACUCAGAGAUAUGCUGGAACUUGUUAAUCAAAGCCCCAAUAUGCUUACAUUUAUUAUAAUGAUGAUCAACCUGCUUGGACUCAAGCUAAAAAAGGUUGA
Stylonychia lemnae is the source of this 3222-nucleotide messenger RNA. NCBI's taxonomy places the organism in Eukaryota, Ciliophora, Spirotrichea, Sporadotrichida, Oxytrichidae. The record is from the annotation of a GenBank genome assembly.